Molecule: messenger RNA, 1107 nt
Organism: Necator americanus (New World hookworm)
Lineage: Eukaryota; Metazoa; Nematoda; Chromadorea; Rhabditida; Ancylostomatidae
Exons: 10
Coding region: 1-1107 (368 amino acids)
Biological process (GO): dephosphorylation
Molecular function (GO): phosphatase activity
Source: RefSeq, a predicted model, not a curated record
AUGAUAAGGAUACUAAUGGUUCUAUCGGUUGUUGUUCAACAUAACCAAGCGAAGCUGGUUUUCGUAGCGGGGCUGUGGACGCACGGGGACCGGGCUCCAGGCAACGUGGUCUAUCCAAAUGAUAUUAACGACGAAUCAAGUUGGCCAAGAGGAUUUGGAGCACUUACAAACAGAGGUCUCAAAAAGAUGUACAAUCUUGGACAAUGGCUCAGAGAAAGGUAUGUGAAGGAGAUGAAGCUUCUUUCACCAAAUAACAUACCAAGAGAGGUUAGUGUACAAAGCUCGGACUUACCUGUGACAGUGGAAAGCGCCCAAGCCGUAAUGGCUGGAUUGUUUCCUGCUGAAGGAAACAGAAUUUGGGCAGAUAAAGGGCUAACUGCUUGGCAACCAUUUUACAUACACACAGCCGCAGAUUCUCUCCAUGACAUGGCGAGGUCGUACAGCUGUCCCCUUGUUGAUUCCACAACAAGUACAGAAAGAUCUGAACUUAAGAGAAAGUUCGAUAAAAAACACUCCGAUCUUUUAAAGAGGCUGGGAAUUCAUACCGGUCUUGCUCCCGUCAAUUUCUUCGUACUUACCACGCUCUACGGAAUUCAAACUGAAAUCGACCAUGGUCUACCUCAGCCAGAAUGGAUUAACGAAACCUAUGAAGGGAAGAAAAUCAUUGAUUGGAUACGAGAAGUGAAAACCAUUGCCAGAGCGUCGAACUUCAACUCUAAACAGAAAGCCCAUGUUCGAGCAGGUGUUCUUUUGAGUACUUGGAUAAAAUACCUACAAGAAGCAGCACAUAACAAAGGACCACUGAAAGCUGUCUUUGGAUCAACGCACGACGGAACUGUAUUCCCGCUGAUGUAUGCAAUGGGAAUUAGCGACGGUCAAUUAGUGCAACCUGGCUCAUUGUUUCUCGUGGAACUGCACAAAGAAGAGUCUGACCAUUUAGUCCGGUUAUGGUGGCGGAACAGCACGGACCACAUCUAUCAACUCUCUCUCCCAUCAUGCGAACUUGACUGUCCGCUCGAGGAUUUUGUAAACCAACUCCGACCGGUUAUGCUUGAUAUGAGCGAUGUGGAAGAAGCUCUGAAGAAGGCGAUAUGGCCGAAACGUUAG